Molecule: messenger RNA, 1119 nt
Organism: Folsomia candida
Lineage: Eukaryota; Metazoa; Arthropoda; Collembola; Entomobryomorpha; Isotomidae
Product: bacillopeptidase F-like
Exons: 1
Coding region: 1-1119 (372 amino acids)
Biological process (GO): proteolysis
Molecular function (GO): serine-type endopeptidase activity
Source: RefSeq, a predicted model, not a curated record
AUGAAGUUGCUUCUCGUCCUCGCUGCCACCCUGGCAGUCGCCGCCGCCGGCACGGUCCACCCCGCCCUCAACCUCGCCAUUCAAGAAGGCGCCACCGAGGCGAUUCUCGAACUACCCCAGGUCAUGGACCAGGUCGAAGCCAGCCGACCGCUCUCGUCCCUCUCCGGUGAUGCCAAGGUGUCCGCCCUCGUCGCCACGCUUCAAGGACUCACCUCCGCUGCUCAGGCCCCCUUCGUCCAAGUCGCUUCUUCCCUCGGCCUCGAGACCCAGACCUACUGGGGAUCCAACAUCAUCCUCGUCAAGGGUUUGACCCCCGAGACUCUCGCCUCCUUGGCCGCCACCCCCGGAGAAUUCACCCUCCGCAAGGAAGUCACCGUCCGAAUGAGCCCAUCCAUUGCUGAGGCGACCAACGCUACCCAGAACCCGCAAUGGGGCGUUGCCAAAAUCAGGGCACCCGAAGCCUGGGCGCGUACCCAAGGUGAAGGUACCGUCGUUUGCAUCAUCGACACCGGAGUGAAUCUUGGCCACGUUGCGCUCGCUGACGCGUACGGAGGUGCCUGGAGCGACCCGUACUACAACACUGCCGGACCAACUGACCAACAAGGACACGGAUCUCACUGCGCGGGAACCGUCCUCGGACGUGCCAACGGUGUCGGUGUUGCCCCUGCUGCCCAAUGGGUCGCCUGCCGUGGACUUAACCACCAAGGAUCCGGAACUGAAGCUAAUCUCAUCUCCUGUGGUCAAUGGGUCUUGACGGCCAAUCCCAGACCAAACAUCGUCUCCAACUCGUGGGGUGGUGGUGCUGGGGAUCCAUUUUACAACACGGUCGUCUCUGCUUGGCGAUCGGCUGGGAUCAUCCCAGUUUUCGCGAUCGGAGGCUCAGGGGCAAACUGCAGGACGGUCGGGUCCCCCGGAGAUCAGCCCAACCUUAUCUCCGUCGGUGCCACCACUAACACCGACGCCAUGGCGACCUUCUCCGGCCGAGGACCCACCGCAGCGGGAGCACUCAAACCAGAAGUCUCCGCACCAGGAAAUAAUAUCGUAUCGUGCGGAACUGGAGCCAACAACUACGUCACCAUGUCCGGAACUUCAAUGGUGGGUUUUUCAGGGAUGUUUUAG